This is a messenger RNA of Daldinia caldariorum, 623 nucleotides long. RefSeq lists its product as uncharacterized. The record is from RefSeq and is a predicted model, not a curated record. The transcript has 3 exons. NCBI's taxonomy places the organism in Eukaryota, Fungi, Ascomycota, Sordariomycetes, Xylariales, Hypoxylaceae. Bases 146 to 544 code for a protein of 132 amino acids.
AUAUUCAUCGAUCCGCAUAAACACUCAUCCACCUCGAACUUUCCUUUCUAAAAAAAAAAAAAUAAAUAAAUAAAAUAAAUAAAAAAAAAGGAUUUUUAAGAAAAUAUAAAAAUCGUUGUAAGGCAAAUCUUAUCUAUCCGCAAUAAUGCAGCUCUCCUCUAUCAUUACCAGCCUCGUCGCAGCUGCCUCUUGCAUCUUGGCCCUUCCGGCGCCGCAAUUGGCCAAGAGAGAAAUCGGAGGCGUCCUAAUUUGCAAUGGCGCAGAUGCUACGGGCACAUGCCAUUAUGAUGUAUACUCAAUGCACGACUGCCACCAGCUGCCUGACGGCCUGAUCAACAACGCCAAGACCUUCGCUCCCGAUGGCGACGCGUUCUAUUGCUGGCCCAAGGUAGGCCGCUGUGACCAGAUCUGCACAUCUCCCACUGGUUGCACGUUCGGCGCCGUGUCCUUCUACAACCCCGUCAAAUGGGAUCUGUCGACCAUUCACUGGGACACUUUGAUCACAUCCUUCGAAUGUAGGCUCAACGAGACUACGAAGGCUUAAACCUGGGAAGAGAAUUGACGACGUAAAAAAGAGAAAAAAAAAGUUUGGCAGACUGGCAUGACGCUAAUGAGGCAGACAG